UUAUUUUUUUUUUUAUUUUUUUUAAAGAACCAACAUGACUACUGAAACUUCUUCCUAUACCAAUGUGAUCAUCACAAGAUAUGAAGUACGUGAUAUCCGGUUCCCUACAAGUAAACAUUUGGAUGGGUCAGAUGCGAUGAACAAGGAUCCUGACUAUUCAGCAGCCUAUGUGAUUUUUUAUACGAAUACAUCGGUGGCAGGACAUGGUAUGACAUUUACAUGUGGUCGAGGUACAGAGGUAUGCUGUAGUGCGAUUGAAGCUUUGGCCAAGAAAUUCCUUAACAAGAGUCUAGGUACGUUAACAGCAGAUAUGCGCGCGACUCAUCGGAUUUGUACUGGAGAUUCUCAACUGCGUUGGAUUGGUCCUGAAAAGGGUGUGAUUCAUCUUGCCACGGCUGCGGUGAUCAAUGCCAUCUGGGAUCUAUGGGCCAAAUGUGAAAAUAAACCAUUGUGGAAACUCAUUGUGGAUAUGACCCCUGAACAGUUUGUUCAAUGUAUUGAUUUUAAGUAUAUCACUGAUGCUAUCACUCCACAGGAAGCUCUCGACAUACUCAAGGCAAAUUUGGAUUCCAAGUUACAACGUGAACAAUAUAUGCGUGAUAAUGGUUACCCUGCUUAUACAACUUCAGCUGGUUGGCUUGGUUACAGUGAUGAAAAGGUACGACGAUUAUGUCGAGAAGCCAAGGCACAAGGAUUCACAUACUUUAAACAAAAAGUGGGUGGGGACAAACAAUCUGAUAUACGACGAGCCGCUUUGAUUCGAGAAGAAAUAGGUGAUAGUGGUGUGUUGAUGAUGGAUGCCAACCAGAUCUGGGAUGUACAAGAAGCUAUUGAUUGGAUGCAAGACUUACUACCGUUCAAGCCGUUGUUUAUCGAAGAACCAACAUCACCGGAUGAUGUACUUGGACACGCGACCAUCCGCAAGGCAUUGUUACCGCAUACCAAGGUGGCCACGGGGGAACAUAUCCAAAACCGUAUUAUCUUCAAGCAACUGUUCCAAGCACAAGCCAUUGAUUAUUGUCAAAUUGAUUCUUGUCGUGUCGCUGGUGUCAAUGAAAUCCUCGCCAUUCUGCUCAUGGCCAAGAAAUUCAAUAUCCCUGUCGUGCCUCAUGCUGGUGGGGUUGGUCUGUGUGAAUACGUUCAACAUCUCUCCUUGAUUGACUAUAUUUGUGUCUCGGCCACCCUUGAUGAUCGUGUGUUGGAAUAUGUCGAUCAUUUACAUGAACAUUUUGUCCACCCUGUCGUGAUUAACAACAAAGGUUGCUAUGUCGCUCCCCUGGCUCCUGGAUACAGUAUUGAAAUGAAACAACAAUCCAUUGAUGAUUAUACUUUCCCAACUGGACGUGUGCAUCGUGAAGAUACGAAUUAGUCAGAUCGCCCAUAUUAUUAGUAUAAUCUUUUUUUUUUAUUUAAUUUUUAUUUUUGUAUGUGUUAUGAUUCCCGAAAUAAAGUAUUUUUUUUUUUU
Messenger RNA from Halteromyces radiatus, 1465 nucleotides. Its product is annotated as enolase C-terminal domain-like protein. Gene Ontology annotation, biological process: carbohydrate catabolic process; amino acid catabolic process. NCBI's taxonomy places the organism in Eukaryota, Fungi, Mucoromycota, Mucoromycetes, Mucorales, Cunninghamellaceae. Gene Ontology annotation, molecular function: L-fuconate dehydratase activity; magnesium ion binding. Bases 35 to 1369 code for a protein of 444 amino acids. The record is from RefSeq and is a predicted model, not a curated record. The transcript has 2 exons.